Messenger RNA from Caenorhabditis bovis, 1434 nucleotides. Lineage: Eukaryota; Metazoa; Nematoda; Chromadorea; Rhabditida; Rhabditidae. The record is from the annotation of a GenBank genome assembly.
AUGAACGCCGUCAUAUUAUUGUCUACACUCCUUAUUGUGUAUUUCAAGUUUGCAAAGAGUGCCAUAAGUAAUGAAGGCAGUGGUAAUUCCGAAUAUGAUGAUGAAUCUAUCUGGUCCAAUGUUGAUGAUAAAAUCAUUGAGGCGUUCAAUAUUACUCGAGAAGAAAUUCUUUCAUCUUAUUCGACUUGUAACGCGUCUUUAUCACAAAUCACCGAAAUACAACGAGAAAUUAUAUUAACCACCCAUAACGAAUUGCGAAGGUCUUUGGCUUUUGGUAGACAAAGGAACAAGCGUGGUUUUAUGAACAGCGCGCGAAAUAUGUACAAACUGGAUUGGGACUGUGAACUUGAAGAAAUGGCUGCAAAUUGGUCGUUAACGUGUCCAAAUGCGUUCAUGCCUCAAAAUAUGCUAGGAUCAAACGCGCAGUUAUUCAAACAAUUUUGGUUUUAUUUUGAUGGUCAUGAUUCCUUAACUCAUAUCAAGAGUGCUAUGAAGUCUUGGUGGAAACAAGGGCAAGAUCAUGGUAACCUGGAUCCAAAAAAUAGAUUUUAUGCGAAGAACAAUUACUUUGGAUGGGCAAAUAUGGCAAAAGGAAAAACUUUUCGAAUUGGAUGUGCUUAUUCAAAAUGCCCGAACAACAUUUCAGCAAUGUUUGUAUGUCUUUACAAUGAAAAGGCCCAAUGUGAACGUGAAAUGAUAUACGAAAAUGGAAAACCAUGCUGUAACGAUUCGGAUUGCUUCACGUAUCCGUGCUCAAAAUGCCUUUUACCUGAAGGAUUGUGUCAGGCGCCAUACAUUCCCGAAGAUCCUGGCAAUAGCACCUGGUGCAAUAAUAGUCAAAUGACAGAUUUAACCCGAAAAUGGACACUAGAACAACAUAACUUUUACAGGUCACGACUUGCGCGUGGUCUUGAAUGGAAUGGCGAGACGAAUUCAACUCAACCAAAAGCAAGGAAUAUGUUAAAACUUGAAUACGAUUGUAAAUUGGAGGAAUACGCACAAGCACACGCGAAUAAGUGCGUUUUUGGACAUUCAAGCAGCCAUGAGAGACCAAAUCAAGGACAGAAUUUGUACAUGAGUUCCUUUUUGGACCCUGAUCCAAGGAGCCUUAUGCAUACAGCUGUGGAAAAGUGGUGGCAAGAGCUUGAAGAAUUCGGAACACCUCCACAUAACGUACUUACUUCUGAAUUAUGGGAACAGAAGGGAAGAGACAUCGGGCAUUAUACACAGAUGGCUUGGGCAAAGACAUAUCGAGUUGGAUGUGGAAUUGCUGACUGCCCCCAUAUGUCUUACGUAGUUUGCCACUACGGGCCAGCUGGAAAUCGCAAGAACAACCGAAUAUAUGACUACGGUGAACCUUGUCGAAGUGAUGCGGAUUGUCCAGGAAAAACACUCUGUGAUUUAACAACUUCAUUAUGCAUGAUCUCAAAAUAA